GAGAGAGAGAGAGAGAGACAAAAAAACAAAAUCCCAUUCCCGUACGGCCUCUCGGAAAGGAGCGCAAAAAUGAAGGUGCACCGCUGCAUACUCUGUCUGGUGAUUACGUUGAUGUCCGUGCUGCACUGCAGCUGCCAAAGCUCAGAAGAACGUCCUCUGACGAACGAAGCAAACUACCCGGAGAUUGACCGUAGCAAACUUCCGCUAGCCAGUCUCAGCGGACUACUGGACAGUCUGGAGCACGCGAGCUCCGGUAGCCGGCAGAUUAAUGCUGGAGGAAUCGCUGCCAACAACCCCCUGUUGCAGGUGGAUCCUGAGAUACCUGACCCGUCAGAUCUCGCUGCCCGGCUCGGUUAUGCUCAGCUGAACAACGAUAUCAAGCGAAGCUGGAACAAGAUGAACGCGGCUUGGGGAAAGCGAGUGACUGGAGGCAACCGAAAUGCUGGCUGGACGAAAUUCGGUGCGGCCUGGGGGAAGCGAGAACCGGGAUGGAAUAAUCUCAAAGGACUUUGGGGAAAACGCACAGAUAAAUGGGACAAAUUGGCAUCAGCUUGGGGCAAACGGCAGGAGAUGAGCCGAAGCUACUAAUGCGUAUACGUAUAGAUGCCACACAACAUCAUACAGAUCGUCAGAUCGCAGUCUAUCACUAGCACUAUAACAAAAUUGUUUUACUACGUUAAUAAGGGAAAAAUGCAAACACUCCAACCGCAGACGAUUGCCCUUAUCAACAUGAGCAUCAACCGCUGGCUAAGACAGGGAAAAUACAGAUACGGCAAUUAAAUACUCCAUACGAUUUUUGAUCUCGUUAGCGUAAUUUCAACCUUUGUCACGUUACCCAAAACUAGAAAUAAAAAAGUAUAAUAAAAUUAAAACAUGCUAUAAACUAUGCGCCAGGCUGAGUAUAAUAAUCGCUUAAAUAAAGAUGCCGACCGAGACAAAAGGCGACUAAAAUUAAAUCACUAAGCGUUAACCGUGAUGUUUAGCAAUCAAUGUAUAUCAGCUUUGUAUUUAAGGUGUUGAAUGGAUAUCGUACACUGCA
Anopheles nili is the source of this 1039-nucleotide messenger RNA. RefSeq lists its product as uncharacterized. The coding region runs from base 70 to 588 and encodes 172 amino acids. The transcript is spliced from 3 exons. The record is from RefSeq and is a predicted model, not a curated record. Lineage: Eukaryota; Metazoa; Arthropoda; Insecta; Diptera; Culicidae.